AUGGCAGACGCUGCGGUGGCAGGCUUCACAGAAAUCACGGGGUCAACCCCCGAGGUGGCCUCCCACUAUCUGCAGCUGACCGACGGAAACCUCGAAAUCGCUAUGCAGCUCUACUUCGAAAAUGGAAGCGCUGAUAUACACCAGGAACCCUCUGUUCAACCAGCUCCACCGCACCCCGCACCCGCACCUGCACUAUCAUCUACUCGACCCUCUCACCCCUCCGGCUACCAAGACGUUCACGGUGUAGUUCAUCUCGACUCCGAUGGCGAUGAUGAUGAUGGUAACUACAACAACCGUAAUAAUGAUAAUAAUAUGAAUGAGAUAGAAGAGGUGGAAGUUGUCAAUAUCCCCGUACGAACCUCACAGCAGCAAUCAGCCUCCACCAGUCGACCUCCACCUUCAAACACAACCUUUGACGAUGAUGAAGCACUGGCCCGCCGUUUACAAGAGGAAUUUUACGCUGGUGCGGAGGGCUUGAAUGCAGUGGAUGCUGACGGUGUAAGGGCUCCCAUGGCUCGGACUACAGAGACUCUCGUUGACCCCAGCGCGGAUUCGGGGUUUGACGAUGCCAGCUUAGAAGAAGCAGUCCUGCGCCAGAUGCGGGCUAGACAGCAUGCCAGAGCAGGCAAUUAUGUUCAUGGCGCUAAUAUCGAUCUUUCCAUCCAAGUAGGUCGGCCGGGUAUUUUCAACCAACGGCCUGUUUCAUUCUCCAUCUGGAAUCAGGACGACCCAGCCUCCCAUCGCGCUGCCUUGUUGCACGCUACAGGGGGAGCCUCGAAUACGUCAAGUAAAUCUGGAAUGCUUGCAGAAAUGUACCGCCCCCCUUUCGAGAUUAUAUCGAAACUCCCUUGGGAUCUAGCUCGCGAUGAAGGCCGGGAGAAAAUGAGAUGGCUCCUGGUCAACAUCCAGGAUCCAGCUGUCUUUGACUGUCAAGUUUUGAACAGAGAUCUUUGGAAGAACCCAGGCGUCAUGGAGACUGUGAAGGAACAUUUCAUCUUUCUACAAUACUUAAAGGACGACCCGCGUGGCUCACAGUACAUCCAGUAUUAUUUUCCGGGCGUUGACGUUCAAGAAGAAUACCCGCACAUUGCAAUCGUCGAUCCACGAACGGGCGAGCAAGUCAAGACCUGGUCUGGGCCCCCGGUCAUAAAACCGGCAGAUUUCCUAAUGCAGCUUCACGAAUUCCUCGAUCGGUACAGUUUAGACAACAGCGUGCGAAACCCCGUCGCGAGACGGAAACCGGACGUGAGGAAAGAGCGCAAGAUCGAAUCGAUGUCUGAAGACGAGAUGCUAGAGAUGGCUUUAAAGAAUAGCCUGGAAACCGAAAAUCCAUCUCGACGCGAGGAUCCCGAUGAUCUGACACGGAGCAUAGGCGAUGUUAGUGUCAAGGGCAAAGGCAAGGGGAAGGAGAAAGGGCAAACAUUCUCAUUGGACCCGGACGAUAUCGACAUGGACUCAAACGGCCCAGGCAAAACCGAAGACGAAGACGGAAACGACGCCAACUCAUCCCUCCCCAACUCCACCUUCGUUUCCAUCCCCUCCGACCGCUCUCACACCGAGCCAGACCCGGACCCAGCAACAGUAACACGAAUCCAAUUCCGUCACCCAACCGGCCGCGUGAUUCGGCGCUUCAGCCUCUCCGACCCCGUGCGGCGGAUAUACGAAUGGCUUAAAGCGUCGCCUUUGGAGGGUAAGGAGGGCGUUGAGUUUGAGCUAGUGGCUAUGGGGCAGAAUUUGAUUGGGUUGUUGGAUGUUAGUGUUGAGGAUGCUGGGUUGAAGAAUGGGACUGUUAUGGUUGGGUUUGUGGAGGAUUAG
Molecule: messenger RNA, 1815 nt
Organism: Paracoccidioides lutzii Pb01
Product: UBX domain-containing protein
Exons: 2
Coding region: 1-1815 (604 amino acids)
Biological process (GO): proteasome-mediated ubiquitin-dependent protein catabolic process
Cellular component (GO): nucleus
Molecular function (GO): ubiquitin binding
Source: RefSeq, a predicted model, not a curated record